This is a messenger RNA of Conger conger (European conger), 10123 nucleotides long. It is a transcript of the gene nav1b, whose product is annotated as neuron navigator 1b. The record is from RefSeq and is a predicted model, not a curated record. Gene Ontology annotation, biological process: neurogenesis; microtubule bundle formation; nervous system development. NCBI's taxonomy places the organism in Eukaryota, Metazoa, Chordata, Actinopteri, Anguilliformes, Congridae. Gene Ontology annotation, cellular component: axon initial segment; microtubule cytoskeleton. Gene Ontology annotation, molecular function: ATP hydrolysis activity. The transcript is spliced from 31 exons.
GCGGCGGGGCCGGCGAGGGGGGCGCCAAGGGCCAGGGCUUCCUGAAGGUGGACCCCGAGCUGGUGGUGACCGUGCUGGGCGACCUGGAGCAGCUGCUCUUCAGCCAGAUGUUGGACCCGGAGUCCCAGAGGAAGCGCACUGUGCAGAAUGUCCUGGACCUCAGGCAGAACCUGGAGGAUACCAUGUCCAGCCUGAGGGGGGCGCAGCUCAGCCACAGCUGCAUGGAGACGGGCGUGGGCUACGACAGCGACGAGGCCAACGCCCGCAGCGUCUCCAGCACGUCCAAUCGCUCGUCCCCGCUCUCCUGGCGCUACGGCCAAUCCAGUCCUCGCCUGCAGGCGGGCGACGCCCCCUCCUCCACGGGCGGCGGUUACCAUGGCGGCCAGGGCCCCGCCCAGUACGCGUCGCGCACCAUGCCGGCCCGCACCCCGUCCCGCCUCGCCCACGCCCCCCACGCCGACGACUCCGACCUCAAGUCCGGUUACCUUAGCGACAGCGACCUGCAGAGCAAGAGCCUGAACGAGGACGAGGACCUGGGGAACGGGUGGGACGAGAGCAGCUCCAUCAGCAGUGGCCUCAGUGACGGGUCGGACAACCUCAGCUCCGAGGACUUCAACGCCAGCUCCUCCCUCAACUCGCUGCCCACCACGCCCGUGGGCUCCCGCCGCAACUCCUCCGUGGUGCUCCGUACGGACGCAGAGAAGCGCUCCCUGGCCGAGAGCGGCCUGUCCUGGUACAGUGAGGACGGACGGCCCCCCCGGAAGGGGGAGGGGGGCAGCUACGACACGGGCAGCCUGAAGACGGACUCGUCCGGCCGCUGGAGGAGGUGCGGGCCGCUGGAGGCCCCGGGGGACGACGGGGAGGGCCGGGCUGAGCUGAAGAAGCCCCAGAGCCUGGGGCCCCCCGGCACCUUCAAGAAGAGCCGCAACCCCCCGGUGGGGGUCACCUCCCCCAUCACACACACCUCCCACAGCCUGCUGAGGGUGGCAGGUGAACCAGAUGGGGUCCCGGUGGACAAGGCCAAGGCGGUGGUGAAGGCAUCCGGGCUGCAGCGCUCCUGCUCGGAUGCGGGGCGGGGGAAGCCCCCCUCAGGCCUGGUGCGGCCCACCCCGGCCGGGGCCUUCGGCUACAGGAAGCCCCCCCCGGCAACCGGCACGGCAACCGUGAUGUCAUCAAGCGGCGCCACCAUCUCCAGCGGCUCGGCCACCGUGGGGAAGACGCCCAAGUCCUCCGCCAUUCCCAUCAUGCCCCUGGGCGUUGCCGGGGACAGCCGGAAGAACAGCCUGGACGUGUCGAACCUGGAGCAGGGCUUCCUGUCCCCGAACGCGCGCGGGAGCCUCCAGUACCGCAGCCUGCCGCGGCCCGCCAAGUCCAGCGCCAUGAGCCUGCUGGGCCGGCCCCCGUCCGCCGCCCGGCCAAUCAGCAGCGCCCUGGACGCCGGCCUGCUCGGCCUCAAGCCCGCCCCCUCCGCCGGCCCCGCCCUCAGUCCCACCCCCAGCCCCGCCCUCAGCCCCACCCCCUCCACCGGCAGCAGGGGGAAGGAGUCGAGCGGUAAGGCCAGCCGCGCCAGCCUGGGCCCGGUGAACCAGACGGACCGAGAGAAGGAGAAGGCCCGGGCCAAGGCUGUGGCCUCGUCGGACUCCGACUGCGGGCCCCUGAAGGGCCUCCUGACCGCCGGGGAGGCCAGCGCCAAACUGCAGGGGCUGCGGCAGUCCAGCGGGAGCAAGUACGCCGAGUUAUCGUCUCCUGUCUCUCACAGGGCGCUCGGCAGCAAGGCGGUGGGGCGACCGCCCAGCCUGGCGCACGCCGACAAGCUCAACUCCAGCAGCCUGGACUCGUGUCUGGGGCUGCGGGACCUCCCGCCCAAAGUGCCCCCCUACUCCAAGCUGCAGGACCUGGCGGGGGCCCCUGGGCCCCCCCGGCUGACCCCCAGCCCGGCCCCCGUCCUGCACAUCGACUCCCCCGGCUGCUUCUCCGCCUCCCCGCUGCUCUACCCCCGCCUGUCCGGCCUGCACCGCAGCAUGGAGUCCCUGCCCCUGCAGCUGAGCGUGCCGCCCAGCCCCGCCCAGCGGGAGGAGGAGGAGGAGCGCCGAGGAGGAGGGGUCUGGGGGCCUGGCAGCAGGGCGUCCAUCACACUGCCCGACAGCUCACAAAGGGACCGGAACACCCUCCCGAAGAAGGGGCUGAGGUACGAGCAGGAGGUGCAGAAGGAGGGGAAGGAGAGGAGGCACUCCCACACCAUCGUCAGCCUGACCGACUCCCAGAGCCCCCCCCACCUGCCCUCCCCCCCGGCCGCCCGGGCCCCGCCCACCAACGUGGUGGCCCCCACCCCAAACGGAGGCACCCCGCCCCGGAUAACCCGCUCCAACAGCAUCCCGGCCCAGGACUCCGCCUUCGAGCUGUACGGAGCCUCCCCAUUGGGCAGCAGCCUCUCGCUGGCCGACCGGCCCAAAAGCAUGAUCCGCUCCGGAUCCUUCCGCGAACCCGGGGAGGACGUGCACGGUUCUGUCCUGUCCUUGGUGUCCAACGCUUCAUCCAGCUACUCCUCGACGGAAGAUCGAAUUCAGGGAGAGCAAAUCCGUAAGCUGAGGAGGGAGCUGGAGACGUCCCAGGAGAAGGUGGCCAACCUGACAUGUCAGCUGUCUGAAAACGCGAACCUGGUCGCUGCGUUUGAGCAGAGUCUGGCCCUGAUGACAUCACGUCUGCAGUCUCUGUCCGUCACCUCGGACCAGAAGGACACCGAGCUCCUGGACCUGAAGGAGACCAUCGAGUCCCUGAAGACCAAAAACACAGAGACCCAGUCCAUCAUUCACGGAGCACUCUGCACGGCUGACAUCGCCCCCAAAGAUCUGCAGAUUAAGAGGCAGAACUCGUCUGAGAGCAUCUCCAGCCUGAACAGCGUCAGCAGCCACUCCAGCCUGGGCAGCUGCAAGGAGGCCGAGGCCAAGAAGAGGAAGAAGAAGAGCUGGGUGUGUGAGCUGAGAAGCUCCUUCAACAAGGCCUUCAGCAUCAAGAAGGGUCCCAAGUCUGGCACCUCGUACUCGGACAUCGAGGAGAUCGCCACGCCCGACUCCUCCGCCCCGUCUUCGCCCAAACUGUCCCACGAUGGAGGGGAUGACCCCCCCUCGGUCCUUCGGUCCCCCAGCUCUGCCUCAUCCUCUGUAAACGUACCUCAUAAGCCUGGGUAAGCCAAUCGAAGGCCUGCGUUGCCCUGCAGGAUAUUCGCCGGGGAGGCGGACCAGGAUGAGAAGGUGGUGUCGGACCUGCGAUCCGAGCUCUGGGAGAAGGAACGGAAGCUGACUGACAUCCGUCUGGAGGCACUGAGCUCCGCCCACCAGCUUGAGCAGCUGCAGGAGGCCAUGAGCAGCAUGCAGACGACCGUGGAGAACCUGAAGGCGGAGAAUGACCAGCUGAAGGGAAGCCCCAGCCCCACCCCUGGCCUCACCUCCAGCACCGCGGCCCCCGGCCUGCCCCCCCUGCUGAGCUCCUCCCCCCGGCUUUCAGCAGCCAUGUCCCUCACCAAGUCCUUCAGUCUGAGCCUGAGCGAGGGCAAGGACCCAGAUGUAGCCCCAGCGGAAGCCGUGAGCCUGCCCGUUCACAGAGAUGAGGUCCGCCAUCGCGUGGUGAUCCGAUUGGCCGACCAGCGGAUUUUCAAAGACGAGGUGAAGCAGCUGGAGUUCUUCAUUGGAUGGGUGAGGAUCAACGGAAGAACCGAUUGGGCCACGCUGGACUCGGCCAUCAGCCAGGUGUUCAAGGACUACAUCGCUAAGGUUGACCCCACCUCCAGCCUGGUCCUGUCCAUGGACUCCAUCUACUGUUACCAUGUCAACCAGGUCAAGAGAAUGACGGGCGGAGAGGUCCCUGAAGCCACGCCCUUCCGCUGCCUGGGCAAGAGCCCCUGCUCCAUUUUGAUCACCCUAAAAGGUCUGAAGGAGAAGUGCGUGGACUGCCUGGUGUUUGAGACGCUCAUCCCCAAGCCCAUGAUGCAGCACUACAUCAGCCUCCUCCUGAAGCACCGCCGGCUGGUGCUGACGGGCCCCAGUGGCACGGGGAAGAGCUACCUCACCCAGCGGCUCGCCGAGUACCUGGUGGAGCGCAGCGGCCGCGAGACGGCCCCCGGCCUGGCGGUCACCUUCAACAUGCACCGCCAGUCCUGCAAGGAUCUUCAGCUGUUUCUCUCAAACCUGGCCAAUCAGAUUGACCGAGAGACCAGCACUGGAGACAUCCCAUUGGUCGUCAUCCUGGAUGAUAUUAGCGAUGCUUCAUCAAUUAGUGAACUGGUCAACGGUGCCCUUACCUGCAAAUACCACAAAUGCCCAUACAUCAUUGGGACAACCAACCAACCCGUAAAGAUGACACCCAACCACGGCCUGCACCUUAGCUUCAGAAUGGUGACCUUCUCCAACAACGUGGAGCCUGCCAAUGGCUUCCUGGUCCGGUACCUGCACAGGAAGCUGAUGGAGGCCGAGAACGAGGGAAGCAUGAGCAACGAGAACCUUCUGAGGGUUCUGGACUGGGUUCCAAAACUGUGGUACCACCUUCACACCUUUCUGGAGAAGCACAGCACCUCUGACUUCCUCAUCGGACCAUGUUUUUUCCUGUCUUGCCCGGUCACCGUUGAGGAGUUCCGCUCCUGGUUCAUCGACCUGUGGAACCAUUCCAUCAUCCCUUACCUGCAGGAGGGUGCCAAGGACGGCAUCAAGGUCCACGGUCAGAAGUCUGCUUGGGAAGACCCUGUUGAGUGGGUGAGGGGCACCUUGCCCUGGCCUUCAGCCCAGCAGGACCAGGCCAAACUCGUCCACCUCCCCCCUCCCAGUAUGGGCCCUAGUAGCCCAGGGCAGCCCAUCGAAGAGAGGCCCAGCAAGGAGACACCCCCCAGCUCCAUGGAGUCUGACCCUCUGAUGGCCAUGCUGUUGAAGCUGCAGGAGGCCGCUAACGUCAUUGAGUCCCCAGACAGGGAGACGGCGACUGACCUCAGCCUCAAGCCCACCUUUUGAGCUCCGUCAAGGGGGGCUGGAGACAGACUGAGCACUCUGGAGAGCUACGCGUCGUAUUUGUGAUCCUGUCAGCUUUGAAGUUUCAAGUUUGGUAUAUGUGUGGGUUUUUAAAGAGCAAAAAUAACUUUCAGAUAAUUUUGAUCUGCACCUUAAAAAGGUACUAUAGAAACAAAGUCCACCUGUGAAUUUAAAGGAACAAACUUUAACAUCGUUGUUAAUGAUACUAAAUCUACAGAUGCAUGGCUACCCUUGUUAAUUUUCUUAGAGUCAUCAGAGUUUAACCUACUUUUUUAUUUUAGUUUUACUUUAGAUAGUAACUCCACUGAUUUUGAAACAUGUUCUAUUCAACUACUGCCCUGUGUACCACUCAAGGAAAUGGCAAAGUCGGUGGAGACAGUAUUCUAACACCUGAUUGGACACCACAGCUUGUGGAUGGAGACAACAGCAGAGACUAGCCAAAAGCCCAUUCUUGUUUAUGUCGAGGAGAAAAUUGAUGGCAAGCUCCCACAGUUGUUUUCUGACUUGAAUAUAAAAACUGUGCUGCUCCUAAAUGGGAGAGACCAAGAGUAAGAGGAAAGGGGAAAGUGAUGUUUCGUUCUUCUAAUAUGGAACAACCCACUACUGUCUUAUGGGGUCCAAUUCUAAGGGCUAUAUAGCAAAGCCCAACCAAAACCAUAUGCAAUUUUUUUGCCAACGCUCAUUAUGAACCCUGGUGCUCAAACAGAUGCCUUAAUGUGUCUCCUCACUACAAGAUCUCAUGGGAUUGAGCAACAUCCAAGUUGUAUUUGCUCUAUAUCCACAGAAACGUGUCCUUUACUGAUAUGGUUUAGGGUAUGCUAUAUAUGGCAUGUACAAACUGUCUUCAGCUUGCAGUUUGCUUACAUGACUGAAGUGUUGCCUGUUUUCAGUUAAGAUGCACUUUAUCGGAUUUUCUUUUUGGACUUUCUUUUUGGUUGAUCAAUAAGUGAUCUUACAGGAUGUGAGGGUAAAUUCGCAUAAAAAUGUCAGACCAAAAAAUAUUGAUUAUUCUUAACUCAUCCAACAGGGGGCAGUACGCAAGCCUUUAGACAUGCAUGCCAGUUUUUUAUUUUAUUUUUGAGGUGCUUUAAGUACUCUUGCCAUUGCCGGCUCACAAAUGAUAACACUACUCAUGCAAACAGCCAUAACUGUAAUUCCCCAGGUUUCACUGUACACUGAAGAUACCACUUUGUGCUGUCUUUAAAUAACUUCUUCUGUUGUCAAGUAGGUGAGAAAGGCCACAAAUAGAGAAAGGACUCAUUUGGUGAUUGUAACUGGGUCAAUGGUACAUAAACGUAUGCUCAACAUGAAAACUAAUUUGACUGUACUGAAUUGCAUUUACUGGGUCUGACAAAUCUGCUAAUGAUAGCAAAGAAAUACUGUUCUGCUUCUCAAUUAAAUCUUUACUUUUCUUACAAAUUGCAACUGAGGAUAUGAAAUGGUGCAUGGGCCGUGUUCACUGAAAUGACCUGAAUGAAAAUGCAUGUCGUAUGCACAGUGGUAUGUUUUUUAGCAGCCGUCUGAAGUGUAGCGUAUGUUCAAUUUCACCGCAGACCAUGAACGAGAUUAUUGAUACAUACAGCAUCUGCAUUUGAAUACUGGCUGGCAGCGUUUGUACCGACUAAAUUUAAGGUGCAACUUGUGCUGAACCAAAUAAUUGAGCUACAUUCUUGUGUAGUGGCUAUGUAAUAAGAUCAUGUUAAAAAGAGUUAAAAGGAAUGUAUAUGUAACACUAGAAUGCAAUGCCUUCACACAAUAUCAUAUUUAGUUUUUUGUUUUUGGUUUUUUUGUAUCCUGAGAGCACAGCCUUUGUAUGAAUUUGGUGCUAUCGGACUUUCCCCGCACUGGCCUCAUCUACGCACACAGUCAGUACAAGGGUUGAGCUAACAGGAUAUUACUGAGACAUGGCAGACUUUAAAGGUACAACAGGUAAUUUCAGACUUCCAACGGUCAAGAGAGGAAUUGCAGCAACAAACACGCUCAAACCACUGUUUAUCCCACCCCUUCUCUGUGGACACGCUGACAUUAAAAUGGCAUUGGCUGUGGCAAUUAGAACCAAUUUUCAACCAAUGAGCUUGAAUUAUUGGACAGCUGUACGAUGUUUUGGUACAGCCCGUCAACAUGUCAGUGAGCCUUUUUCAAUGAUAGGAAGGGAUUUACAAUGGUCUUGUAACAAUGUUUUACCUAUUGUACCUUUAAGAUUGGCAGAACACCAUUCCUGUGUUUUAAGAAUAUUUCAGUCCUUUGGCCCUGAGAUUAGGGGAUGUAAACCCUUAUAUUCAUGCAAAUACAUGCAUUUAGCUGUUAACGGUGCUACAUGCUAACAGAUUUAACACAUAGUUUUAUAACUGUUAGUGUUUUUUUUUAUUUAGUCUUUUUAAUGAACUCCACAACUCUUAAAAACCACAGAUCGCAGAACUUUUAAAAAGAGUCUGCUGGUUACGCUUUUUUUUUGCAACAGGACUGUAAUUACUAGCAAAUCACCCAGGAUUGUGUGAAAUUUCAUCAGAUCAAAGACGGCAGAAUCAUUGUGAUUAAUGUCAGCCUCAGAUUUGAAGACACAGAUUCAGAAAGGAAUGCCUGUGCAGAAAUAAGAAAAGCCACAUGAGAAAAAUAGUCAGGCAUUAGAAGUGCUGUCAUAUUGUAAAAUAUUACAUAUCACAGAGAUGGCACCCAUUUACUCCUAGUACUGCACCGACAAGAAAAUCUCACAGUUACAAAGGCACAGACACAGACCAGCUAGCUCCUGUUAAAUAGAGUCAAAAUAAAACACUUCAAAAGUUGUACAUUUAAGCUGCAUGCAAAAUAUUUGUACAGUGGGAGUGGGUGGGAAAAGCUGUAAAAUAAAUCUCAAACUGUCAAUCUCAAACAGAAAUACAUGCCAACUCUCACCCUUCACAUUGUUGUCAUAUAUAUAAUCCUCUGAGAUAAUAACAAAAGAAAACAAGUUUUAUAUCUUAUUUCUGAGGUCUUAAUAGCGAUGCUUUCUUAUAAACAAUGCCAUCUGUAUAUAUGAAUAUUGCACCACUUCAUUCAUGUAGGAGUGUUGUAUUCCUGACUACAACAAUUCUAGAAUUCAAAGUGCAUCUAAAAUAGGAUUAAAUCUCAAUUUUAACUUUUAAGAAAAAUCAAGUUACUGCUCCACGUUGUACAUUUAGUACAUACGGCCACUAUAAACAAAAGAAAAACGUUUUCAAUAUCCGCAAUCUCCAAAACACAACCGCUUUUUUGAUUACAGUAACUUUCAUGUUACUGUAUGUGCACCAAUUUUGCAUCAAAGUGUUAAAACAAAUUAUCCUUUGCAGUAUCUGGACUUGGAAUAAUGACUUUACAGGUAGAUUGGGAAGUGUGCAUGUAACAGAAGCUAUUGUUGUUGUAAUAAGUCUAGGUAGCUGUAAUCUACAUCCCUGCCUCAUAUUUGGACGGGUCCAAAAUCCUUAACUAACACCUGGUGUGAAAUGUCAAGUUUUUACCAAAUUCCAGAGAUUUAAUUGGCACAUAUCUUGGUGGGUGAUGCUUUAAUUCCAAAGCGUUUAUGCUCACCUAAGAAAACUUUUACCGAGAUGACAUGACUGAACCACGGGAGAACCUUAUGCAAACUGUCUGUAGGAAUUCGACUGAAGAAAAUGCAGAUCUAAUGAAUACUAUUGCUUAUGCCUACAAAAAAAAAGAACAGGAUUUUUUUCAACAGUCAUUUGAAACGGAGACCUGGGGCUUUGUGACCUUCCAUCUUUCUGAGCAUGAUGGACCCAGCACCUCUUUUCUCAUGGGGCUGUACCAGGCGAAAGGCCCAUCAGCUGUUGUGAUCUGUGUGUACAGUACUGUGCUAGAGCAUCUUUCUGUGUGAGAGGAACUAUUCAGCAACUUCUACUGGCUUUGGGAAGCAGAGAAACCCAACGUAAUGUCCCUCUUUGAUGACCUGAGUUCACUGAAUUGAUGGAGCCGGUGUAUCUGUCCAUCCAGUGUUGUAGCUCUGUGUAAAUGAGUGUCUUCUGUAGUUCUGAGAUUAUUGUUAUUGGAGGUUGGUACGUACAGUAGAUCGAUGCGUCUCGAGCCUUAAUGUGAUGUGAAUUUCGCCUGUGUUAGAUUCAGAAGAUAGGGUCUGUGGCCUUAAUUUGGCACAUCUGAGUGGAACUUUUGAGGUUCCGACUUCGAACUCCGUUCAACAGUGAAGGGACCUGAUCCGAUCUUGUUUGGAUGGUGAAUUUGGUUUGGAUGUACAACUGAGAAGUGGCAAGGCGUUUGAUUUUCUCAUAAGGGUUAACAAGGUGACUUGUUGAUUUGAGUAGUUUUGGGUGUUUGGCAUUCGACGUAACGUGGAAAGAGGCAUCCCAUGGUGUACUCCAGUGAAUCCCACAGCUCAUCGUAUUUUAAUAAAAUAUUGCUAAUGCCUAAAAUAUUGCUAAUAUAAGCAACGGUGGGUCAGUGGGUGCCUCCAGCACCCAGUCUGGCAGUUAUGACAAGGACUUGCCUCCCUUUGAGAGAAUUCUCAGAUAUCUAUCCUGAUCUUCAGGGGGUUUGAAGGGAACACAGUCUGAAUUGGGCGUAUAUUUAACGUCUUUUCACCCUGGGGCCAAUAAGCGUUGCUGAAUAGUCACACGAUCUUGCAAAGCUUGUUCUUGAUUUAUUUUUUAUUUUUAUUUUUUUAAGUGUAAUGAUGGUAUCUAACGUAACUGACGUGCAAAUUUGAUGGAAUUCUCAAUGUUGUAAAUGCAUGUCAUGUUGGUGUGUUUAAUUGAACUGGAUUUUCUUUCUUUUUUUUUUGUUGGGCUUUCUUUUUUUUUUGGGUGGGGUGGGGUAUUUCUAUAAAUUCAUUUUAUUUCCCCUCUUUUUAAAGUAUCAGUCAUUUCUGAAGUGAUUAUUUUAACCUUUCAUUCUAUUUUGUACAGGACAAUAUAAUUGUAAACUGUGUAAAUAUUCAACUCAUCUGCGACAACAAUCAUUUAAGGAGAACAGAAAAUGUAAAAGGCAACGGGCGGUAAAGGUUUAGAGAAGCCUUUGUAUUAUUUCCGUGGGGCCCCGCGCUUGGGGGAAAGCCUGUUUUAACGCAUACAUCUGUCUAAAUAUGUUAAUUUGUCUCAAUAAAGUCAUACCAUACAGGAACCAAA